Molecule: messenger RNA, 6681 nt
Organism: Onychomys torridus (southern grasshopper mouse)
Lineage: Eukaryota; Metazoa; Chordata; Mammalia; Rodentia; Cricetidae
Gene: Cep164
Product: centrosomal protein 164
Exons: 32
Coding region: 178-4524 (1448 amino acids)
Molecular function (GO): protein binding
Source: RefSeq, a predicted model, not a curated record
UGCUGGUCGCUGCAGGGCAACACCCCGGCGUCCCUGGAAGCGGGGAGCCGGACACCCCGGCGUCCCUGGAAGUAGGGGGCCGGGGUGGUGCUGGGGAGGCGGCACAGAGCCAUCGUCCCAGAACCCCGGGUUGGGGACAGGGUCACUGGGAUUGAGAUAGUCACGCCAGGGUGAAUCAUGGCUAGACGACCCAUCCUCUUGGGUGACCAGCUGGUUCUGGAGGAAGAUUCUGAUGAGACCUACAUCCCCAGUGAGCAAGAAAUACUUGACUUUGCCAGAGUGAUUGGUAUCGACCCCAUCAAGGAACCAGAACUGAUGUGGCUGGCAAGGGAGGGUAUUGAGGCUCCAUUGCCCAAGGGCUGGAAACCAUGCCAGAACAUCACGGGUGACCUUUACUAUUUCAACUUUGACACUGGGCAGUCCAUUUGGGACCAUCCAUGCGAUGAGCACUAUCGGAAGUUGGUAAUCCAGGAGCGAGAGAAGUGGUUGGCUCCGGGGGCCAUUAAGAAGAAAGACAAGAAAAAGAAAAAGGAAAAGAAAACCAAGAAAGACAAAGAGACCUCCAAAAGCCCUCUGGUCCUGGGUUCCCCCUUAGCCCCAGUCCAGGCCCCUCUUUGGAGCCUGGCUCCCUUACGAGGCCCUGGGGAUGCUCCACUCUCUGCUCUUCGUGGAUCUCAGAGUGUGAACCUGGGGAGCUUGGCAGAUUCUGGGCACCUUGGGGAAGCCACACUGUCUCCACAGGGUCUCAAGUCUGCUGCUUGUGCAAAGGGUUUCUUGGGUUCUGCCCACGAGGGCAAGCGUGCUCUCAGCCUCUUGGUUUUAGGGGAAGAGACCAACGAGGAGGACAAGGAGGAGAGUGACAACCAGAGUGUCCGAAGCUCCAGUGAGCUCCUCAAGAACCUGCACCUGGACCUCAGCGCCCUGGGAGGUAACUUUGAGUAUGAGGAGUCUCCAAGAAGCAGCCAGCCAGUGGACAAGAAGGAUGUUUCUGUUGACUCGGAUGCUGAUCGGCCCCCGACUCCUGGCAAGCUGUUCAGCCAGGGUGCUGACCGGAGUCUGGACAGUUCUGAUGGCAGCAGGUCCCGGGGAAGAGGGGCAAGUCCCUGGAACCUACAGAAAGAAAAUGAGAACAGCAAUCCCAAGGCUUCUGAGAGUCAGGUGGCUCCUGGGUUGGACCCUGGGGGUGAUCACCCUGCCAAGGCCUCUAAAAAGGAGCAGGGAGAGGAAGCCAUGGAGGCAGGAGAGGAAGGUUCCAGGAGGGGAACAGUCAAGGAAGCGUCCGCCCUGGAGGAGAGCACAUCAGACACCAGUGAGGAGUCAGAGGUCCUUGAACACUUGAAGGACCCACAGCUCUCCGAGUCUGAAGCUUCUGCUCCCAAGUCUUUCCUUGGCCUGGACUUUGGAUUUCGCAGCCGGAUCUCAGAGCACCUGCUGGAUGGUGACAUGCUUUCUCCGGUCAUGGGUGGAGCCUGCUGGGAGGCCCAGGAAUUAGGCCAUGAAGAACAAGAUGGCAGCCAGUCCAGCAGAGCCGAGCCGCAGAGCAAGCAUUCCCAAGUCUCUGAGAGGGAGCAGCUCCAGAGUGCCCUUCACAGCCAGGCCAGGGAGGAAGGGCCUCUGCAGACCCUGGAGGGGCAGCCCGAGUGGCAGGAAGCAGAGGAGCCUGGGAAGGACUCUGUAGCCAGCCCCAGCCCCCUGGCCCCCCUCCAGAGGGAGCAGGUCCUGAGCCCACCUGCUUUCCCUGAGAGGUCUGAGGAAAAGCACUCCCAGGCUGAAGAGCUGGGCCUUGGGCAGCAAGAGGCUGAGGAGCCUGAGGAGAAGGUGGCAGUCAGCCCCGCCUCACCUGUCUCUCCGGAGGUGCAAAGCACCGAGCCUGCAGCUCCCCAGAAGCAGUUCUCAGAGGCUAUCCUGAAGGCCAUGGAAGAGGCAGUGACCCAGGAGCUGGAGGAAGACCAGAGGCGGCUGCUGGACUUGCAGAAAGAGAGGCAGAAGCAGCCGGGAGAGAGGCUGGGGCGAGAGGAGGAGGAGGCGGUGGCGGAGGUGCGGCGGCUUCACCAGCAGAAGGAGAAAUCCCUCAGCCUCCUGAAGGCACAGCUGCAGAAAGCUGCUGAGGAGGAAGAAGAGGAAGAGGAAGAGGAGACUCGGAUAAGAGAGGAAGAAAGGCAGAGGCUGGCCCGCAUCCGGGCCCAGGUGCAGUCCAGUACAGAGGCAUUUGAAAACCAAAUUAGAGCUGAGCAAGAGGCCGCCCUGCAGAGGCUUCGAGAAGAAUCAGAGACCCUACAGAAGGCCGAAAGAGCCAGUUUGGAACAGAAAAGCAAGAGAGUGCUGGAGCAGCUGAGGGAGCAGCUGGAGGCUGAGGAGAGGAGAGCCCAGGCCGCCUUGAAGGCGGAGAAGGAGGCUGAGAAGGAGGUGGUUCUGCAGCAGCUGAGGGAGCAACUGGAAGGGGAGAGGAGAGAGGCAUUGGCAGGCCUCGAGAAGGAGCACAGUGCUGAGCUGGAGCGGCUCUGUUCCUCUCUGGAAGCCAAGCACCAGGAGGUGGUCUCCGGCCUCCAGAAGAAGAUAGUGGGAGCUCAGGAGAAGGAGGAGGCCCAGUUACAGGAGAGCCUUGGGUGGGCAGAGCAGAGGGCUCACCAGAAGGUUCAUCAGGUGAUUGAGUACGAGCAAGAGCUCAGCAGCCUCCUUCGAGACAAGCGCCAGGAGGUAGAGAGGGAACAUGAGAGGAAGAUGGACAAGAUGAAGGAGGAACACCGGCAAGUGAUGGCUGAAGCCAGAGAGCGCUAUGAAGCUGAGGAAAGAAAGCAGCGGGCUGAGCUCCUGGGGCACCUGACAGGAGAGCUGGAACGCCUGCGAAGGGCCCAUGAGCGAGAGUUAGAGAACAUGAAGCAGGAGCAGGAGCAGCAGCUGGAGGACCUGAGGCGUCGGCACCGGGACCAGGAAAGGAAAUUACAAGAUUUAGAGGUGGAACUUACAACCAGAACGAAAGAUAUCAAGGCCAGACUGGCUCAGCUGGAUGUCCAGGAGGAGAACGUUCGCAAAGAGAAGCAGCUACUCCUGGACGUGCAGAGGCAGGCUGCUCUGGAGAAGGAGGAAGCCACAGCCACCCAUCAGCACCUAGAAGAAGCCAAGAAAGAGCACGCCCGCCUGGUGGAUUCGAAGCGGCAGCUACGAAGGGUCAUCGAUGACCUGCGUGUGCGGCGGGUGGAGCUGGAGUCCCAGGUGGAUCUGCUGCAGACACAAAGCCAGAGGCUGCAGAAGCACGUGAGCGGCCUGGAGGCUGAAGUGCAAAGGAAGCAGGACAUGUUGAAAGAGCUGGCAGCUGAGAAGAAUACAUCCCCGCAUUUGGAGCCAGAUCUCCACAUUGACGACCUGAGGAAAUCCCUUGGCACAAAUGAGACCCAAGAGGUGUUCUCUUCCCUCUCCCAGAGCAAGGAGGAUAUCGACCUGUCUAUGGACAGUGUCCGGCACUUCCUCUCUGCUGAGGGCGUAGCUGUACGGAGUGCAAAGGAGUUCCUGGUGCGCCAGACGCGCUCCAUGCGGAGGCGCCAGACGGCACUGAAGGCCGCCCAGCAACAUUGGCGCCAUGAGCUGGCUAGUGCCCAGGAGCUGGAUGAAGACCUCCCAGGCACCAAGAUCCUGGAAAACGUGCGCAAGAACUUGGAUGAGGAGCACAGGCACCUGGAUGAGAUGAAGUCAGCCAUGAGGAAAGGUCAUGACCUGCUGAAGAAGAAAGAAGAGAAGCUGAACCAACUGGAAUCUUCUCUGCAGGAAGAGGUCUCUGACGAGGACACCCUGAAAGGAUCCUCUAUCAAGAAGGUGACCUUUGACCUCAGUGACAUGGAAGACUUGAGCAGUGAGAGUUCUGAGUCCUGCCCCCUGCCUCAUAUCACCUUGACCCCAGGUUCCGCUGACCCCAGCAAGAUCCAUUACCUGAGCAGUUCCCUUCAACGCAUCAGCAGUGAGCUAAACAGUGUGCUGAGUGUGCUGGGCGGCCUCAGCUCCCAGCCACCGCCCCAGGUCCUCAGCAGCCAGCCCCCGCCUCCGCUCCUCACCUCCUCGCUUCGGUCCUCCAAGAACGCCCCUGCCCCUGCCUACUCCCUCCUGACCAAGCCCUCAUCCUCGUCAUCUGUCACAUCCACGUCCACCCAGUGGGCCUGGGACCCAGGACAGGGCACCAAGCUCUCCUCCUCGUCGAAAACUGUGGAUGAUUUCCUGCUGGAGAAGUGGCGCAAGUAUUUCCCUUCUGGCAUCCCGUUGCUCAGCGGCUGCCCUUCCCCACUGGAGAACAAGCUGGGCUAUGUGUCUGUAAGUGAGCAGCUCCACCUCCUGCAGCGGUCCCAUUCUCGAGUCCCCAGCAUGGACAGUGUUAGUGUCCAGAGCAUGAUUGAGUCUAACCGGAAGUGGCUGGAACAUUUCAGGAAUGACCCCAAGGUACAGCUCUUCCCCUCGGUGCCCAAACCGACAACCACUUCAAACUUCCUGCAGCUGGGCCUGGAUGAGAACAACAGACUGAACGUGUUUCACUAUUGAGCCCCUUGCGGGGCCCGGGCAGUGAUGUCCUCCUCUACACCAAGUGCCUGAGGAGCCUCAGCACUUUAUUUCCCUCUGAUCAGGCAUGUCCUCAGUUAUGGGAAGCCCAGCAGGACUGUAAGCGGCCACACACGCUCCGCCAGGACGUCUGCAAGCUUCUCCAUAUAAGUGGCUGCUGAGGACUUCAGGGGUGUGGCCACCUUCAAUCAAAGCCUUGGGAAGCCUAGGGAGUGUCCUCGGAGGUUGGGUUCCUGGCCUUCAAGCCCUGCUGAGGGCUCUCAUGGCGGUGGAGAGUGUGGUCCUUUGUUCAGGAUAGUCCCCUAGCAUGGCUAUGGCCUGGAACUCGGCAGUGCUGGGUCUUUCUGAUACCUCAGCCCCGUAAGGGCUGCAUCACUUCCUCUCUUUUUGCCUUUUUAAUGUCUGCUUUUGACUAUCUCAGGUUUGGCCCUGUUAGAGGGCCCCAAUGUUCUGCCCUUCUCCCUCAGCCAGCACCGGGCUUUCCUCAGGGCGAGCAGCCUUCCCUUCCUUAGGAUGAUGCCCUCUGGAGCUCACCCUUGCUCUCAGGUCUCACACACCCAUCUCUCCAGGAAGCCAAAAAGAAAGCCAUAGGAAAAGACGGGCAUGGCUUCUGCUCCGUCUUGAUAUUUCUCUUCCUACAACAUCGCUCGUGUACCUGUGAGCCCUGUUUCCAUCGGUCCUUCUACCUGGGCCACCCUCACCCCAAUCCAACUAUCAACUCUUCCCAGAGCUCAGUGGAAGGGCUGACUAGUGUCUGGUACUGGCAGGGGCUGUCUUGGCCAGUUGGUGCUUCUGGCACAGCCUCUACAGCCCCACGUCCCCCAGCAGGCUCUGCAGGCGAUGUUCUCGGCAUCUGUCUCAUUGUUUAAACAAAAUGCCCUCAUUUUUCUUGUCUUGAGAAGCUGCGGGUUGCCUUCGCCCCUGCAGCCCACAGAAACCCACGCUUACCGCUCAUCGCUCCUAUCUUUGCCAUGGAAGAAGACACGAAGAACCAGUUGGCUUUUACCCUCUUCGAUGUUUUUUAGUCAUCAGCUGACCAGACACAGAAAAGUCCAUUUUGUUAUUUGUUCCACUCUGUGUGCCUUGAGAACAGCUUGUGUGGCACGACCAUCCUGGGUGUUUUUGCAUCUAUUAAAUCUCUGCAAGUCGGUUUUCUAUAAGGCUGUCCUGUGAAUGUGUUGGUCUCUUUGGAGGCCUUUGUGUCCUUCCUUCUGAGGGAAAGGGGGAGGGGACAGUGCCUGGGUGUCUGAUUUAGUCAUCCAGCAGUGUGGAGUUCAGUGCAGGCGUGCUCUGCUCCUUUUUAUGGGUGACAGAAACAAGGCUUGGGCCCCUGGUAAGGUGUAGAGCCCUGCACGCCACCCCCAUCCCCUAGAGCACCCUCAGCCCACACCUGCUGCCAGUCCUCAAGGAGUACCGCUCACGUUCACCGUCUACCCUUUCCCUGUUCCCCACUUGCUAGGCUAGAGACCCCUGGGGCUCCUUCCCCAAAGACAAAGCCGUGCCCUGCACCCUAGCCUUAAGCUGGCCGCAUUAAGUGGCUUUUCCCCCUAAUCCCGUGGGUGAACAGUCCAUGUAUAUUCUUGGGUUUGUAGCAAGGGAGAGAACCAACUCACAUGGCCUUCCUUCAUACAGCUGUAUAGAAACCAACUGAAAACAAGGGAGCUUAGCCCAGGGGCCUGGCCGCCCCUAGGAAGGAAGGAGGAGCUGAGGGGCAUCAGGCUGACAGCUCUUGAGUGCUUCGUGUGCUGUGGUUUCCUGAUGCUCGUUUCUAAUCUCAACCUUAGGAGACCGACAGUCUAGAGAUGAGGAAGUUUUAAGCUCAGAGAGGUUAAGUAACUGUAGGUCAAAGUCACAGAGCAAAUAACUAGGAUUUGAACUAGAUCCAUCUGUUCCUGAAAGUCAAAUUCCGUUGCCCACAACCGUCCCAGUCAACAGCUCCUGUUUCUUCCAGGCUUACAGCACAGUCCCUGGCAGCUUGGUCUGAACACCUGGAAUCCUGCAACUGGUGGGUUCUAGCUGGGGUGGUAAAACCUUCCUGGGCUAGGGUUUAAAAAGGGAAUUUGGGGGCCUGGGAAUGUAGUACCAUAUUAUUUACUUGUUUAGCAUGUAUGUGGCCCUGGGAUCAGUCCCCAGUAUAGC